Messenger RNA from Drosophila innubila, 1437 nucleotides. RefSeq lists its product as uncharacterized. The transcript has 4 exons. The record is from RefSeq and is a predicted model, not a curated record. NCBI's taxonomy places the organism in Eukaryota, Metazoa, Arthropoda, Insecta, Diptera, Drosophilidae. The coding region runs from base 1 to 1437 and encodes 478 amino acids.
AUGUUGCAGCCAACUUUAGUCAAGAUAUUCCUGAUCAUCGCGGUGGCAUCUCAGCCGCUGUCCGCUGCGAAACACUGGAAACGUGCCCCAGUUCAUGGGGCAUUCAACGUGGAUGUCUAUGCGUAUAAUAAACCAGUGGUCAACCUCGUGGGUCAACAAGAAACUCAGUCAGGUCAGGCGUUGCCCAUGGUCGAACUGUUGAAGCAACUCUCGCAUAGCAGUCGCCGUGAAAUAUCUAUGCAAAAAUCACAUUACCGAAAUCUCGACACCGAUAAUUACAUGGCACGUAACCAAGGUGUUGCCGCACAAAAACAAUCAAGUGAGAAUCUUAGAGCAAGUGCAACCAACUUGGCCAUAAACAGACAAUUAGCGGAGCUGCAAAUGAAUUUCAGUUUGAAAAACUCGCACGCAAUGCGAAAUUUAUAUUCGCACGAGUUUUAUGUGCAAAACAUGGGCAAAAAGAAAAUUGUGCUACUUAACACGCUGAGCAAUUUCACCAGUUCUGGCCAGGAUCGUAAACCAAACAACACUGAACUUAUGAGCGAGCCAUUGAAAUUGAAAUUGGCAUUGCCAGAAAUGGAGGACAAAAAGGAAGAGGAAGAGGAGGAGGAGGAGGAAAUGGAAGAGACAACAACACCAAUAGUGUUAGAAAGGGAAUCAAUGGAAAAUUGGAGUGCACUGGAGUUGCCACCCAAAAUCGAAGAGUCUGCAGCAAUUAGCACAUUGCAGCAAAUGGAAAGAAAUGGGGAGACAACAACUGAAGAGCUGACGCAUAAGAGCCAAGUUAGUGAGCAGCUAACUGAUGGCACUGAUGACAACAAUCAUGGCUCAAAGCAGGCGAACAUUAUGACGUCUAUCGAGGCGUCUAAUGCAGCUAAUGGUGAUGAGACGGACAGAGGGAAAGAGAUGGAAAUGGAGGCAGAGAAGGAAGCUGAUGUUGUCAAGAAGAACGACAGUCGGCAUGACAAUGAUGGACAAGUUGCCACCAUGCCACAAUCAGUUGCAGUUGCCGACGGAGUUGCAGUUGCAACAGAUAAGCCUCUGACUGUUGCAAAGUCCAAGCGAAAGCGAACAAAAACAAAGAGACCCAAUGAAAUUGAUACAAAGUCAAACUCAACAUGGAAACCGACUCCGACUCCGACUUCGACUCCGAGUUCUGGAGUUACGACAGCAAAUGUCAAGGCGCCAGUGAAAUCACUACCGGAAAUCACUACCGACCAAAAGGGAAAGGGCAAGGGCAAGGGAAAAGGGAAAGGAAAGGGAAAGGUCAAGCAUAAGGGUACAAAACAUGAGCAGGAAAUCGAAACUACGACAAAUUGGUGGCAUAUACUACCAUAUGCGGAAAUUAGAAAAUUUUUGAAUACGAUUUAUGAUAGCAUCACCGAGGAAGACGACGAACGUCGUCGUCAUCGUCAUCGUCGUGCCCAGCGGAUAUGA